UUCUCGUUCUCACUCUGGGAACAUUUCAAACUCCAAUAUUCCCGCGCCUCCCUUCUUUCUCUCUAUCUCAACCAUGGAACCUCAACCUCUGAAGCUACUGAUGGUUCAAGGCCCUAGAGAGGGCGAGACCUUUGAAUUCCUACCCGGAUCCACCAUCCGAAUUGGCCGGGUAGUUCGCGGCAACAACCUUACUGUCAAAGAUGCCGGCAUCUCCUCGAAACACCUGGUUAUCUCAUCCCAAUCGGGUAAAUGGAUAGUCCAAGACCUCGAUUCCUCCAACGGCACCAGUCUCAACUCCUCCAAGCUCCCUCCCUUUGAACCCUUUGAUCUCCACGAUGGUGAUACACUUAAGCUCGGUGAGUACACCUCCAUCCUCGUUCAGUUCCGGGACGGCGAGGAGCCGUCCCUCUUAAGACGCAACCCGAGGAGAAAAGUCAAUGAAUCGGAUAAAACAGGACGGGUUGCAAAGAACCGGGGCCGGAGGGCAGAGGUGAUGGAAGCUGAAGAAAAGAGUGAAUUGGAGAGGGAAAAUGUUGAGAUUUUGGAGGAAAGCAAGCCAAUUCGAGGAAGAGGAAGACCGAGGAGAGCUAGGGUUUUGGAUAAGGUCAAGGAGACUGAUAAAGGAUCUGGAGAUUUGGUUAGUGCGGCCAAAAAAGUGGAGAUGCAAGCACUGAAUCUUGGGGUUACUGGAGGCAGAAAGAAUGAAGAAUGCGUGAUUUUGGAGAAUUUGGGAGGGGAAUGUAGUAAAAUGGUUCCAGUGGGCAGGGGAAGGAGAAAGAAGUUGCAGGAUCUGCCAUCGGAGAACUCUCAAGUUAGUGUCCUUGGAAACAAGAAGAACAUGGAUACAGGAUUGAAUUUAAGGAAAGAGGCGCAAGAUCAGACUAAUGAACUUGGUUUUGAGGCAGAUAAGGAAAUAAAAUGUGAGAUUGUGGAAGAAUGUGAGGAAAAAGAGAGAUUGGAUGCAGAAACAAAUUGUGAAAAUGUUGAGAAUGGGGGUGGUCUUAAAGAGAGUGGUGGCAAGCCACAAAUUAAUGCAAUUGAGGAUUUGGAAGAAGGGCAGGAAACAGUGGAUUUAGAGAAGAUGACACUGGGGCAGUGGUUUGAUUAUAUGGAGGUGCAUUUGCCCAAGCAGAUAAAUGAAGUUACUGAAGAGAUGAUAGAAGAAAUGAGAAGGAAAGCAGAGAGGGUUGGAGAAUACAUGAUAGAGCAGAAGAAAGCUAAAGCUGUGCCUACUGUGGGUUAGAAAAUGAGUGGCUUGAUUCACUGGGUUUUAAUUUUAAUCCGUCUGUUUAGUUCCUGUCUUGCAAUCUGAGGCAUUCAUGGCUUGCUAUGAUGGAGUAUGGAUCGGGCUUUUUCAUGCCACAUUCGUGUCUGGGAUUAUAAUGUAUUGGUGGAUUCAUUCCAAGUUUUACAGGUUCUUGGGAGAUCUUUAACUUUUUAAGACCGGUGCAUCCAUUACCAAUUUUUGUGCCUGAUGGGAUUGGAGCUUUCUCGCAAAGCAACUUUGUGAGGGUGUCUUCAUUGUCUAGUACAUAGAAUGACAUCAAGAUGAAAACAGACGUAGAAAGGUAGAAGAUGUCGCUGAAGUUGUGUUAGAAUGGAAUAUACCACUAACCUUACCUUUUUGAUGAUAUAUUUCUAAGUAGUAAUGAGGUUUUUGCUUCGUUAA
Messenger RNA from Manihot esculenta (cassava), 1669 nucleotides. Its product is annotated as FHA domain-containing protein At4g14490. The record is from RefSeq and is a predicted model, not a curated record. The transcript has 2 exons. The coding region runs from base 74 to 1243 and encodes 389 amino acids. Gene Ontology annotation, molecular function: protein binding; mRNA binding. NCBI's taxonomy places the organism in Eukaryota, Viridiplantae, Streptophyta, Magnoliopsida, Malpighiales, Euphorbiaceae.